Molecule: messenger RNA, 4607 nt
Organism: Helicoverpa zea (corn earworm)
Lineage: Eukaryota; Metazoa; Arthropoda; Insecta; Lepidoptera; Noctuidae
Gene: lasp
Product: LIM and SH3 domain protein Lasp
Exons: 8
Coding region: 185-1372 (395 amino acids)
Cellular component (GO): focal adhesion
Molecular function (GO): actin filament binding
Source: RefSeq, a predicted model, not a curated record
ACCGCCGCCAUUUGUCAUUUUUUUGGCAUGCGCGUACGGGGAUGCUACGAAAAUCGUGCUCUUGAGUGUUUUCUUACAUUACCGAGUUUUGAACUUUGUUUGUGAAUCGUGAAAACCCGUGUUUCUCUGUGAAAUACCAGUGCGUAUAUAUAUUUGUUGUGUUUUUGUGUUAAAAACAUUCAUCAUGAAUAAAACUUGCGCAAGGUGUGAGAAAACAGUUUAUCCGACUGAGGAAUUGAAAUGUUUGGACAAGGUAUGGCACAAAGGCUGUUUCAAAUGCCAGGAAUGUGGCAUGACUCUCAACAUGAGGACAUACAAAGGAUACGGGAAACUACCAUACUGCGAAGCACAUGUCCCGAAAGCGAAGCACACGACGAUGGCUGAAACUCCUGAACUGAAGAGAAUAGCUGAAAACACUAAGAUACAGAGCAACGUCAAGUACCACGCUGACUUUGAGAAGAGCAAGGGGAAAUUCACACAGGUUGCCGAUGACCCAGAAACCUUAAGAAUUAAAGCUAACACGAAGAUAAUCAGCAACGUAGCAUACCAUGGAGAACUGGAGAAGAAGGCUCAGAUGGAGAAACAGCGUCAGAUCAAUGAGAAUGGAGAAAUUGUUGAAGUGCCAUCGGACAACUAUCACCAACAAAUCGACAACUACGCCACGGAAAUGCUGCCCCCAAACAUACCGCCCCCAAAUCUGCCCCCGAAGAACCACUACCAGACCCCAGCAACCACAUACCACCCACCACCAGUGCAGCAACCAAUGCAGCAGCAGGUUGCUCACCAACCUUCGGGGCAUAAUAGACAGUAUCAAGAACAGUACUAUAAGCCUAAAGAGGAAUACUAUCCCCAGUACCAAGAAUAUCAGGGUCAAUAUUAUCAGCAAUAUCAGAAUUAUCCGGUGCAACAGCAGCAACAAAGUCAGCAACAGAAGAUUGGCAGGAUUCAGGACUAUGACCCGAUCAGUGACGGGCCUAGAGCGCCGCCGAACACGCAGAGGGCGUCUGCUACGCUUAUUUAUAAUAGCACUAGUGAUGGGAAACGAGGUUCCCACCAGCAAGUGCAGCAGCAACAACAGCAACAAAGCCGCCACAUCGGUCGCGUGACCGACCUCGACCCGCUGGCCAAUGAACUGCCUAGACAGCCUGCCAACCAUCACAACCAGCGAGUAUACAUCGCUAUGUACGACUACGAGGCGAGCGACAGCGAUGAGGUAUCAUUCCGCGAAGGCGACUUAAUUUCCAACGUAACAUCGAUCGAUUCCGGCUGGAUGACCGGGCAGGUACUACGCACGGGCCGCACUGGCAUGCUCCCCGCUAACUACGUCGAACUAGCGCCCUCUAACGCCGUCCCACAACACUACGACAACUGACCGGGUCACUGACCUCACAACCGAAGCACUUGGUUGCUGCAUGCCAGGUGACCCGCAGCGUUUGGUUGCCGAUAACCAAAUGGGAUAAAAAAUAUGUUAUUACUGAAAUUAAGUAGUGGUACGACUAUUUAUUAUUUUUUAUGUGUAUUUUUAUGCUAUUUUAAGUAGCAUUAGGUUGUGCUUCAAAUAGUGGAAGUUAGAGGUUGUUUUACUAAAAAUUUCAUAGGUUGGUCAACCAAUACAUUUUUGGCGGUGAUUUUUCAAUCAUCGUAAGUUCGAUAGCUUGGCAACCAAAUGCUACAAAAAGGUUAACCAAUUUCUGACUGGUUGAGCCGAUCACAAUAUAAAGUGAUUUCAUAGAUUUUUUUGAAUAGAAUGUGCCUCGAAAUUAUCAUGAAUUUGACUGGUAUAAGUAACUUUUUGUAAUUUGAAAAUGCACUUUUUGGCACUCUUCAAACGCGCGUUUUAAAUGUAUACCAAUUUUAUCUUCUACAAAUGUAGAUUUUAACUUUUACUAUUAUAUUCGACAGCAAAUAAAAUCAUAAGCAAUGGCUGGACCAAUUUUGAUAAUAUCAAACUUUUGGAUAAAAUUUUCACGAAAAUCGAUAAAUUCGUAGCUUUUUAUGUAAUUGCCACUAACGUUACAUUUUGUAGAUUUUUUUAUGUAUAAAUAUUAAGAAUAUAAAAUAUAACUUUUUGCGAAAUUUAUUUAUAAUAUUAAGAUUUUAAAAAUAUAUAUAUUUGUUACCUCUUUUAAAAAGUUUCUUACAAUAAUUCAAAAUCAUACUCAAAACUUAUUUUUGAGAGGUGGCGAAAAUAUAUAAAAAUAUUUUAAAUUAAAUAAACUUCUUUUCAGUAUAUUAAAAAAAGCUUAUAUAUUUGAUACGCAUGCAUAUUUAAGUCGGAAUCUUAUGACUGAAUUUUAAAUAAAAAUAAUUUAAAAAGGCUGGAUUUCUAUAAACUAUAUCAAGGCCUUAAUUUUCUAUAAAUAUAAGAAUUAAAUGUAUGAAAACCCUGAAAAAACCUUAGCUACUUAACACAUUCUUUGAAAACAUAUUCCAGAUUUAUUUAAAUACUUUUCUCGUAUUUAGAACUUACAAUAUAUAUAUUUUUUGAUACAUAGUCUGAACUCAUAUAGAAAGUUAUUUAAGCGAACAAAUUCUGUCUAUUUAAGCAUUUAGUAUUCAUUCCACUUUUUAAGUUAUAAUUUUUCCUUUACAGUGUUUUAAUGUGGUCAUUGGUAUUUUACAUUUAAGCGUAUUCUUAUGACCCUCUUUUGGGCGUUAAAAAAACCUUAUUUUAUGUCAAUGCAACUGUAAAACAGAGAUAGGAAAAUACUUGAGUCACACACAUUGAUAUCAUAUCUUAUGAAGAACUAACAAAAUAUGAAAUAUUGUUAUACUUUAACUAAGUAAUAUUAACAUUAAAAGUACCUGGCUGUUUGGCAGGUCAAAAGCUUGUAAAUACACAUGUUAGACUAACAAUAUAUUAAUAUGAGUUUAUUCAAUAAGGGUGAGAUGCACUAUUUAACUAUAACGAUAACCAAACCAUAACCAGCCGUAUACUUGCCGCCCAUUGGUCACAUCGGUGGUUUGACGAAUGAAAAUGGUUCGGUUAUCGUUAUAGUUAAAUGGUGUAACUUACUGUAAGUAUAUAAGGUACCAAUAUAAUCACUUGCAGUUUUUAAGGUUGGACAUAAGUUCAGCAGUCUUAUGGCUGAGCUGGUGAUCAUGAGAUUAUGAAUUACCUAAAAAAGGUAGUCUGGAACAUAUUGCCUAUGUAUAUUGACAUAAUCUGUGGUGAAACAUAUUUAAAAAAAAAUAACUGCACUCCAUUUGAGAAGUUAUUUUAUUAUAUGUAACACAUUUGAGAAGUAAACAAUUUUGUUAGAACUUUUUACCCAAAUAUGUAUUCAAAAAAUAAACUACUACUUAAGAUAGGGGAAUUAUAAAACGAGCGAUUAAAAAAACGCUUUGCGACUGAUGAUGACAUACUGUAUUAAUAACUUGGGCGGUAUGAAUUUGAGUAAGCGAAAAAUUAACUAAACUAACAACGAAUAUUGAUUCAUAAUAAAAUCCAGAACUAGCUUACAAAAAGUGGAUUGUGAUAAAUCCAUUUCAUAUAUUAAAAUUGUAUCCGAGACCGAUCCGUUGACACUCAAACAAAUAUUAAGUCGCUCAAAUAUUAUGAAGCUACUCAUUUUGUAUUUUAAGUAACUCAAAUUAAUGUUUGUAAGAUACUAUUCUGUCGAUUUUUCAUCACUUACAGUCAGUCGCUCACUUAGUAAUUAUAUAACCCAAAUUAAUUAAUUUUGAAACUUACAGUCACUCGUUUUAUUGCUACCCCUUAAAAUAAUUAUUUUAAUCCUUUGAUCAACUGUACUGCAUAUUUACAUAAAUUUUUAACCAUAUUUUAUUUUUAGACUCAAGCAUUUUAAAUAAAAUGCAUCAAGUAUCAAGAUUGUUUAUAAAUGCCUACACAAAAAGAGUAUAAAUAUUAAUAAACAAUUUUUUUUUCCAAAUUCGCCUUUUCUGCAGGUGGUUAAAUUGGUACACAAAAUACAGCAUCAAUGUAAAGGUUACUGCAUAAUAUUAGGCACUGUUAUAUUUAUACAAGACUUAUGUAUAAACAUUCCAUAUUGUGACAAUAAUUUAGUGGCAGUUUUUAAUAGAGUAUUUAAGUAUUCCAUUUAAUGUUUUCAUGCAUUUUUUUAUAGUACCCAGAUUUGUGAAUGCAAUUUCACUAAAUUAUAAUGGGGUUUUUAUGAAUUAAAAAAUGCAAAGUUGCAUAUGUUUGCACUAACUGUUUUGAUUAGAGAAAUAAAAACUCUCAAUAGUUUUUUAUCAGUUUUCUUUUAUUUGAAUCAUAGAAUUUGAGAUACCAAUUCAAUUAAUUUGGGGUAAAGUUUUAGUUGGGGUACCUUUAUACCCCUUGUGGGGUCCGUUUUUAUCUUAACUUGGGUCACAGUAGCCUUAAUAGGUCAUAUCAUUCCAAUUGGGGUCUUAGCUUGGAUACUAAGGGUAAAAUAUACCCUUUUGGGUAAAAAUAACCUUUAUUUUAUCAUAAACUGUAUAUUUUUUCUUCUAUGGCUUGAGUUUUUAAUCUGUUAAUAGCAAUAACUUGAUUGUUAAACUUACUGUUAUAUCUUAACCAUCACAAAUAAACGCUAUAUAUUAUAUAGGACCAGUAUUAAGUUACAGUGCCUUUUGUAAUAUUUAAUAAAUUUUAUAAGCUA